Dictyostelium purpureum is the source of this 1530-nucleotide messenger RNA. RefSeq lists its product as uncharacterized. The transcript has 3 exons. The record is from RefSeq and is a predicted model, not a curated record. Bases 1 to 1530 code for a protein of 509 amino acids. Lineage: Eukaryota; Evosea; Eumycetozoa; Dictyosteliales; Dictyosteliaceae. Gene Ontology annotation, cellular component: TRAPPIII protein complex.
AUGGAAAAAGAAAAAGAGAAUCAUUUAUUAAAUUUAAAGGUUAUGAGGUUAAGUAAACCAAAUAUACCAACUAUCAAUCCAAUUCUAUGUGAAAAAGAUGAUUUAGCAUAUGAAUCAAUGGGAUUAGGUAGUAAUAGUGGUAGUAGUGGUAAUAAUAGUGGCAGCGGUACAUCAUCCCCAUCAUCACCAGGAUCAGCAGCUGUGGAACAACAAUUAAUCAAUGUUAGCUCAAAUACUGGAACUAAUGGCAUUGAAGGUUUGGGUUUAACCCCAAUGUUACAACUACAAUCUGGUGUUAUUUAUUUGGGUGAAGUUUUCUGUUGUUAUAUUAGUUUAAAUAAUCAUUCACCAUAUCAAGUAACCGAUGUAUAUUUAAAAGUUGAAUUACAAACUACAUCUCAAAGAAUUUGCCUAUUAGAUUCAGAGAAAAAUCCUGUACCAUCAUUUAGUCCUGGUUUUAGUUCUGACUUUGUUGUACAAAGAGAAGUUAAGGAAUCUGGUAUUAAUAUUUUAGUAUGUGCUGUAAAUUAUUCAUCUCCAGAGGGUGAACAAAAAAAAUUUAGAAAAUAUUUUAAAUUUCAAGUAAUGAACCCAUUGGUAUUAAAAACUAGAAUUCAUAAUUUACCAAAUAUUAUAUUUUUAGAAGCUUGUUUAGAAAAUGCAACCCAAGGAUCAUUAUUUAUUGAAUCAAUAGUAUUUGAUCCAAUUGAUUUAUUUACAUGUAAAGAUAUUAGUUUUGAAAAGAAUUUAAUAGAAAAUAAUAAUAGUGAUAUAGAUAAUAGUAAUAGUAAUAAUGUAGAUAAUAGUAAUAUAGAUAAUAAUAGUUUGUUAUCUAAAAUUAAAAUUUCAAACGAUAUUGUAUUUUUAAAACAGGGAUCAAGUAGACAAUAUUUAUUCCAAAUUAUACCCAAAGAUCCAAAUAAUAAUGAAACCAAAACAUCAGCAACAUUAGGUAGAUUAGAUAUUACAUGGAGAUCUUAUUUUGGUGAAAUUGGUAAAUUAAAGACAGCCGGUAUUCAAAGAAAAUUAGGAAAUGAAGAUAUUGAAGCAGUACUAUCCAAUAUACCCCAAUUAAUCAAAUUAGAGAAACCAUUCAAUAUUACAGCCAAAUUAAUAAAUAAAAGUAACCGUACAUUGUAUCCACAAUUUGUUUUAAUUCGAAAUAAAAUGGAUGGAAUUAAAAUAAAUAGUCAUUUACCAAAAAUUGAACCUAUUUCUCCAAACUCUCAAGUUAGCAUAAAUGUUGAAAUGUUUCCAUUAAAACCUGGUAUGCAACAAAUUACAGGUUUAGCAAUAAAGUUGAUUGAUCCACCAAUGCAACAAAUAACUCCAGCAUUAGUACAACAACAGCAACAACAGCAACAACAACAACAGCAACAACAACAACAGCAACAGCAACAACAACAACAGCCACCAUUACCAACACCACAAUCACAACAGCAACAACAACAACAAUUUAAAAACUACUAUGAAUUUACUAGCUCUGAUAUCUUUGUUGAGUUUGAAGAUGAAAAAUUAGUAGAUAUAUAA